Siniperca chuatsi (mandarin fish) is the source of this 4194-nucleotide messenger RNA. RefSeq names its product sclerostin domain-containing protein 1-like. The transcript is spliced from 2 exons. The record is from RefSeq and is a predicted model, not a curated record. NCBI's taxonomy places the organism in Eukaryota, Metazoa, Chordata, Actinopteri, Centrarchiformes, Sinipercidae. Gene Ontology annotation, molecular function: BMP binding. The coding region runs from base 106 to 726 and encodes 206 amino acids. Gene Ontology annotation, biological process: negative regulation of BMP signaling pathway; negative regulation of Wnt signaling pathway.
CGUCACUACAGUGAAGGAUAUAUAAAACACAGCCACAGCAGGUUAGUCGUUGAUCAGGACUAAUUUUGUCUGACACUAGCACUCAGAGAUCAGUCAGGUGCAGUCAUGCUCCGUCCUGCCAGCGGACUCCAGAUCUUCGCCCUCCUGCUGCUGCUGAGCAGGAGCAGCUCAGCUGUUCACAACGACGCCACAGAGUCAGUCACUCAGCCUGUCCACGACACUCAAGACAAGCCGGCUAACGAAGACACAAACCAAGCUAGGAACGGCGGGAGACGGCUGACUGGCACUGUGCGUAAUGGCCCAGACCAGAGCCAGGUGGGCUGCAGGGAGCUGAGGUCCACAAAGUACAUCUCUGAUGGCCAGUGCACCAGCGUCAACCCCAUUAAGGAGCUGGUGUGUGCUGGAGAGUGUCUGCCGGCCCACCUGCUUCCCAACUGGAUUGGGGGUGGGGGUUACACUGGGAGGUACUGGAGCCGCCGCGACGCCCAGGAAUGGCGCUGUGUCAUUGACCGGACCAGGACCCAGCGGAUCCAGCUGCAGUGCCAAGACGGCAGCUCCAGGACCUACAAGAUUACUGUGGUAACCUCCUGCAAGUGCAAGCGCUACUCCAGACAGCAGAAUGACUCAGGACACAAGGACACAUCUGUCCACAGUGGUAAACAGAGGAAAAAUCAGAGGAAGGCUGGACGCCCUGAGGAGCGAGCCGGGGGGCAGUCUGACAAUUAAAACCCAUGUAAUCCUGCAGUUACAAAGGAAAUCUCCUAACAGCUACUUCUUUCUUCUUCAUGAAGUUCAUGGAUGAAUUAUAAGUGUGCAAAUAAUAACCACAUAUUUAAUAGCCAGGCUAGAUAGAAGUAAAAGUGAAUAGUGUGGCUCUGUCUCCAGAUUUAGAUUAUUGUGACACAGAAAACUGUUUUAAGAUUAGUCUGUGGCCCAAAGCACAGCUCAGUUAAAGCAAGAUACAUGUUUUACAACAUUUUUUUCCGCCACUUUGUACAGAGCCAGGCUAGCUGUUUUCCCUUGCUUCCCGUCUUUAUGCUAAGCUAGGCUAACCACAUCCUGACUCAUAAUGUUGAACUAUUCCUUUGAUAUGAACCAACUGUUAACUAGCCAGCAUGGUCCAUUAGUAAAGCAAGUGAUGAACAUUUUAUACAGUAUGUCCCAGUCAGAGAAAUCUGUCAUUCAGUACAGAAGAAGGACAUUGGUGUGUUUGUCUGAUAUCCCAAAAUAUAAGACCUGUUUUUGUAGCAUGCAACUAGUGGCCACUUCUAACAAUACCUCUCUAGUCUAUUAGAUUAACUUGCAUGUGUAGAAAUCUGACAAUGGUGGACACUUGAUCACAUGCUGUAGCUACAAAACAACCUGACAAUACAGUAUCUGAAUACAAAAUGGUCAGGUGUUUCACAGGGCUUUCACACCAAAUGCGCAAGUUUGACAUUGCUCCGAAAUAAAACAAACCUUAACCCUGAUUCUAAAUACAAUGCAUUGGAGUAAGUUAUUACGGUGACCAUUUUACUGUAGAGAAGAAUGGGGCAAAAAUUUAAUUGUGUGCUGUCUGUUUUAUCUGUGUAUGUUUUAUCUGAAUUUCAGUAGUUUUGUGAUUCUACUCUGAUUCCACCAGGACUUGGCUAGAAGACCUCUUGCACCCUCUGGGAUACCAGCGUCGACAAUAUUGUGAUUAUUUUAACCCUGUCUCCUAGAAAUUACGUUUAUAAUACUAAAUUGUUUUCCCAAUUACGUUGUGGUUGCAAACAUAAUCAGUGGCUAGAUUACAGUAUAUUUACAGGCAACGUAUUUUUGAGUGAAUGAAGAGCUAUGUUUAUGUUCCACACUGGAGGCUCUGCCACCUCACCUCUAGCUGCAACGUUUUCUCAGAAGCAGAUCUGAACAGCAGCAGCAUAAACAGGUAGAUCACCUGUACAUGUAAUUCAGUUUCCAUGCCAGAUACGUUAAUUAACAACAUUUCCUCAUUAUGUUAAUAGAAAACCUAAUUAUGUUUCCUUCAAAAACAUAGUAUAUAAAGAUCAUUUCUGGGGGCAGGGCUGGAUUAUUUACUUUUCGAUCUAGUUCUGUAGCAUCCCAGCUGCUCUUCAUUUUGCACACUACCUCGCUCGAACUAUUUACUCUUGCUCAUUUGGUCUGAAACUGCAGUCAGAGAUGCACAUCAAGCCACUGUUACUGUGGGCCUCCAACAUUGCCAUCAGGGGGUGUAUUACCUACAUGAGCCUCCACCACACACAAGGACUCACAAAGUACUGCCCAAAUACAGUAUGUAAUGUUAAUGGAGGUUCUUGUGGCAAUAAAGGCGCUAUGUAAUGUAGCAAUAUGCAACAGUUUAUCGUCAUAGUUUUGGUUUGUUGUGUCACAGAUGGCAGGUAGUUAAAUAAUAAUCCAUUACAUAAUUUAAAGCUUCAACAGACUUUCCAAGACAUGUAAAACAUAAUGUUACCAUAAUUCACAAAAGUUUCAAAUGUGAAGUUAGAUUGUGGUGUUCCUCAAGGUUCAAUCUCAGGUCCUACCCUUUUUAAUCGUUACAUGCUGCCACUUGGAAAUGUCAUCAGGAGGCACGGCAUACAUUUCCAUAGCUAUGCUGAUGACACACAGCUUUACUUUGCUGUGUCUCCUGAUGACUCAGGGCCAGUAGAUGCCCUUUUAAACUGUAUUUUAGAUAUCAAGUUAUGGAUGGCAGAGAUUUUUCUACAGCUCAAACAGGACAAAACUGAAGUCUUAAUUAUUGGUACUGAAGCUCAAAGAGACAAACGCAUUGCGAAACUGCAAGCACUUGCAUUAAAUCCCUGUCAACAAGUAAAAAACAAGGACCAGAAAGAGAGCACACAUUACACCAAUUUUACAGUCUCUGCACUAACUCCCUGUUUGCUUCAGAAUCGAUUUUAAAAUAUUUAUGUUGGUUUAUAAAGCUCUUAAUGGUCUUGGCCCUAUCUAUUUAUAAGAUUUGCUUUUAGCCUAUGAACCCUCUAGAACCCUCAGGUCUUCUGGAAGUGGCCUUUUAAUUAUCCCUAAAGUCAGGGGAAAAAAACCCACGGUGAGGCAUCCUUUUAUUACUGUGGUCCACAUCUCUGGAUCAAGCCCUACCUUUUUAGUCUGGCUUUUAAUAGAACUUUAACUAUUUAUUUAUUCAUUUUAAUCUGUUUUACUACAAUAUCAUUUGAUUAUUUUAGGUUUUUAUCUAUUUCUAGAUGGAGUUUUUAUCUAUUUUUGGAUGAAGACUUAUAUUGCUAUGAGUUUUAUCUAUUUCUAGAUGAAAGAUUUUAUUAUUUGGUCCUUUUGUCUAUUUCUGGAUAAGGAAUUUUAUUAUUAUGAGUUUUUAUCUAUUUCUAGAUGACAAUUUUGAUUAUUUUGAGUUUUUAUCAGUUCCUGUUGUAUUGAGUGCUGUUAUUGAGUCAUUUAGUCAUUUAUUGCUUUGUGUGUGGGUGGGGUUAAUUUUCUAUAGUUUUAUUGUGUCAGGCACUUUCUGCUACAUAUUGUUUGUAUGAAAAGUGCUAUACAAUAAAGUUUGAUUGAUUGAUUGAUUUAUAUAAUAGAGUGAUGCUUAGACAACCUAUAGCGUGAAUGUAAUGUACAAUAUGUGGGUAGUUUUAUGGGUUUUUUUCAGAGUGAAUAGUAUGUCAUUUAUUUUUGUACCAGAACAGUAGAAGUUCUUUUUUAUAUUUCUUGUCAUUGUCUGAAAUAAAUAGUUCAAUGAAAAUUGUUUACAAGGCUGUGUUUCUGACAUAAUGCUGUAGGCAUGCCAGACAGGCUCACUGCAAACAGGAACUUCCUAACAACAGACGCAUUAGUCAGUGAUGAAACUCUCUUUUCAACAAACGCCAAACUUUGUUUUAUUAAGGGGAUACCUUCACCUCCAGGCUAGUGGGGCUUGUUACAGCUGCAGCAACAUGUUAAGACACUUUAUUGUCUCAUUUAUCCGUUCAUUUUUUCACUCUGAAAGCUGUGGGCUAAUGUAGGUAGUGAAUAGAAUCACCUGCACUAGAUGACAACAGGAUGUUUAACUUGGGUUACCUGCAGACGAAAAAGAAUGGAUGUCCCUUUGUCAACAAUAUCCUGUACAACUUAAAGUCUAGGAAUGUUGAUUAGCAGGUGGGGGGGAAACAUAUAAUGACUUUGAACAGGAUUUGUAUGGUUGGUAGCAGAAACUAAUUGCUAAAGGUGACAAUAAAUACAUUUACCCCAAAA